This is a messenger RNA of Lachnellula hyalina, 573 nucleotides long. RefSeq names its product Chromatin-remodeling complex subunit (gene ies6). Lineage: Eukaryota; Fungi; Ascomycota; Leotiomycetes; Helotiales; Lachnaceae. The record is from RefSeq and is a predicted model, not a curated record. Gene Ontology annotation, cellular component: Ino80 complex. The transcript has a single exon. The coding region runs from base 1 to 573 and encodes 190 amino acids. Gene Ontology annotation, biological process: chromatin remodeling.
AUGGCACCUUCAACUCCAGAAGCCGAUGCCCACCAAAAGCUCAUCGACCAACUCGACAUCCAUUCCACCCCUAGACCCUUCCGCAACACCCACUGGAAACCCAACCAACGCCGCAAUAAAAACAUUAAAACCAUUCUCGGCGACGCCGUCCGCAAAGAAGCCUCCGCCAUAGCCACCCAAGACAACAGCGGAGCAGCAACCCCCUUCCAAGACGAUACGAGCACCUCUACGGACGGCGAUAUGACACCGGCGGCAUCUACAACCAGCUCUACACUCCAGCCCAACCUCGCACAAGCAUCACGGAAUCUUUCAAAGCUGGUUCUGGAGAGGAAUAUGAGAUCAAAUGGCUUCUCGACCGCGCCUAGCGCUACGUAUACGAAUAUUGAAUCUGCGCCUUCGUUGGCGCAUACUAAGCAUUAUUGUGAUAUCACUGGGUUGGGAGCACCGUAUACGGAUCCGAAGACUAGAUUGAGGUAUCAUAAUAAGGAGAUCUUUGGGGUUAUUAGGUCUUUGGGACAGGGAGUUGCGGAGCAGUACUUGGAGGCGAGGGGAGCUCAUACGGUGCUGAAGUGA